Messenger RNA from Recurvomyces mirabilis, 498 nucleotides. RefSeq lists its product as uncharacterized. The record is from RefSeq and is a predicted model, not a curated record. Bases 1 to 498 code for a protein of 165 amino acids. Lineage: Eukaryota; Fungi; Ascomycota; Dothideomycetes; Mycosphaerellales; Teratosphaeriaceae. The transcript has a single exon.
AUGGCUACAACAUCACGACCUCGACGACACUGGGAUGAUCAUCUCAAGCACGGUCAGCAGCUUCUCAGAAACCUGAACUCGCCAAUGAGCGUUGUUGAACAGAGUCGUUUUGUCGGAUACGGCGAUCUUAAGAAGUAUGGCUGGAGACUUGUUGAUGAUCAUGCCCUCAGGUACGACAACGACGACCUUCAUGCGAGGUUCAUGCCGGAAUCAAUGAAGCAGAUUUUCGACAAGUACGAUCUAUCCAAAGACCCCAGAGACAACCGUAGGGUAUCUUUCGCCAACGAUCGCGCAGUCCAUGUCGAUGGCAGAUAUCGCCCUAAGACAGGUGGUGAGUUCGGCAACAUCUACAACCCGGGGCUUAUCAUCGCCACAUACAACUAUCGCCCAGGCUUCUGUCAACCGGGAUACGACGACACUCCGCUACCCAAAGAAGACCUCACACCAUUGAAGUACUGGUCCGAUGUAGUGUUCCUCCAGUAUCAGCAACAGCUUUAG